AUGUCGGACAAGUACGGGGACACUCGCGAGACCACCUGGACAAGGUCAGAGUCGUUCGACAGGUACGUGCCCGAGGUGUGGGAUAUCUGUUGGGAGCCCGAAGGCAAGGCCAUGGAGCUGUUUCCUCGAGCGGGGAGCCGCUUCGACCGAGGACUGCAGUACAUUGGGCCACGCGGCGGCGCAGCACAGGACAGGGCCGCAUGGAAUGAGGGCACCGCCGCCGUGCUCGCGAAGACUGCCGCCGGGCUGCUCGGGCUCAAAGCAGCGGGCGCGGCCGCCGCGGGGGCGCUCGCCGACGCCGCGACCGGCGAGCGGGUCAGGGAGGAGACCGACGUCACCUCUGCGGGCGCGUCCGAAGCGGGCCGUGGACGUGCCGUGGACGCGCCGCAGGCGGUGGAGCUGGGCAAGACCGAGACCGUGAACCCGUACAUGACCAACGGGGCCACGGCGGAGGCACUCUUCGCCCUCUUCAGCAUGGUGGCCCUCAUGAUCUGCUGGAUCGAGUGCUGCAAGGCACUUCUAGCGGAGGUCCCGGGCGCCGACGGCUCUGGCUGGCAGGCGGCUCUGCCGCUGGCUCCGGCGGCAACAGCACAUCGGGGGGCCUGCCGUGGGCUUGCUUUCCUGGACGCCGGCGCCGGCACAGGGGUCGUUCUGCGGCCCCCCCGCGGCUUCGCGGCCAUAGGCGCGGCCGCCGAGCCGCAGCCCCGCGAGCUGCUGCUCCAGCUGCGGCGCUCCGCGCGCCGUGCGGGUUUCGGCGGCAUCGCCCCCCCCGAGCUGGAGACGCCCGUGAGACCCCCGCCCGGUGCGGGGGCCAUCGCCGCGGCCCUGCAGCUGGAGAAGCACAGGCAAGCGCACGGCUACGGGGACGCCGACGAGGCCGGGAAGGGAGCACAAGGUCCCUUGGCCGCGUUCCUCUCGACGCCCAUGGGCAAGAUCGCCGUGGUCUCACUCGUGGGCGCGGGCGCUGUGGGCUGCUACCGAGCCUGCCGAGCGGCGCCGCAGAAGGGGGACGAGGAGCCCGCGGCCGCGGCCGCGCCGGGGCAGGAGACGGCGCGCCGCCGCCGACGCCGGCGCCCCCGCCCCCGCCGC
Messenger RNA from Prorocentrum cordatum, 1089 nucleotides. NCBI's taxonomy places the organism in Eukaryota, Dinophyceae, Prorocentrales, Prorocentraceae. The record is from the annotation of a GenBank genome assembly.